Molecule: messenger RNA, 2075 nt
Organism: Nerophis ophidion (straightnose pipefish)
Lineage: Eukaryota; Metazoa; Chordata; Actinopteri; Syngnathiformes; Syngnathidae
Gene: pigk
Product: phosphatidylinositol glycan anchor biosynthesis, class K
Exons: 11
Coding region: 92-1243 (383 amino acids)
Biological process (GO): attachment of GPI anchor to protein; proteolysis; protein localization to cell surface
Cellular component (GO): GPI-anchor transamidase complex
Molecular function (GO): GPI-anchor transamidase activity
Source: RefSeq, a predicted model, not a curated record
UUUAUUUUGGUAUCUCUUAACCGGAAGUGUGUCCUGAGUAGGACCCGGUGUUUAUUUCCUUUUCCUGGAGUCACAAUAUAUCCGCCUCACGAUGAAAAAUGCCGCUGUAACAAUAUUAUUUGCCACAUUUUGGUCAGCGGGCAGCGUUAAUGUCGAGGAAAGUGCUGAGCAUUUCUUCAGCAGCGGUCACACCAACAACUGGGCAGUUCUGGUGUGCACCUCCAGAUUCUGGUUCAACUACCGUCAUGUGGCCAACACACUGUCAGUCUACAGAAGUGUCAAGCGUCUAGGCAUCCCUGAUAGCCACAUAGUUCUGAUGCUGGCAGACGACAUGGCUUGUAAUCACAGAAACCCCAAGCCUGCUACAGUGUUCAGCCACAAAAACAUGGCGCUGAACGUGUACGGCGAUGACGUGGAGGUGGAUUACCGAGGUUAUGAGGUGACGGUGGAGAAUUUUCUCCGAGUUCUGACCGGAAGGCUUCCGCCCAGCACGCCUCGCUCCAAGCGUCUCCUGUCUGACGACCGAAGCAACAUCCUCAUUUACCUAACAGGCCAUGGUGGCAAUGGCUUCCUGAAGCUCCAAGACUCUGAGGAGAUCAGCAAUGUGGAGCUGGCAGACGCCUUCGAACAGAUGUGGCAGAAAAGGAGGUAUAAUGAGCUGCUGUUCAUCAUCGACACCUGUCAGGGAGCCUCCAUGUACGAGAGGUUCUACUCGCCUAACCUCAUGGCUUUGGCCAGCAGUCAAGUUGGAGAGGACUCCUUGUCGCACCAACCUGAUUUGGGCAUUGGAGUUCAUCUGAUGGACCGUUACACCUUCUACAUGCUGGAGUUCCUGGAAGACAUCCACCCUGCCAGCAAAACUAACAUGAAUGACCUGUUCAAAGUAUGCCCCAAGAGCCAGUGCGUGUCCACACCGGGCCACCGUACAGACCUGUUCCUUAGAGACCCAGGAAGUGUCCUCAUCACCGACUUCUUCGGCAGCGUCCGCAAGGUGGAGCUCACCAUGGAAACCAUCAACUUGACCGACCCCAUAAAGCUGGUGAAGGAUGAGUACGACGUCGGAGAGCUGCAAAGGGAGACUCACUCGUACAUGGAUCAACUACCAGUGUCACAGAUCAUCCAUCAGAAGCCCAAACAGAAAGACUGGCACCCUCCGGACGGCUUCAUCCUCGGCCUGUGGACCCUCAUCCUGCUGGUGUUUUUCAAGACAUACGGCAUCAAGCACCUCAAGCACAUCUUUUGAGGCGUCCCUGCCGCUUCGCUUUUGCGGCUGUCGACCUGGAGAGGACGGGGGGGGCCUUCACUGUAGCCACGUUCAAAGGGAAGGUGGAGCUUGAGAAGCUUUUACACUGGAAAUUUGCCUGAAAUGUGAUGUAUUUUAAGUUAUAAGAGGAGGAGGGGCGAGUGGGGGUUGUUUGCAGCCACCGGGACUAUCACUUCUUGAAUGAGGUUCCUUUACAUAUUUCUCCGCAUUUUCUUGAGGGAAAUACAGAGCCGGGGCCGGCUGAUUGGCAGAGAGAUGACUGCAUCACACCCCCUGACUGUCACAUCAUGCGCUGGAAGGAUAACAAUCCAGCAUAUUAUCACAUCUACACUUUCUUUUUCACCAAAUUGCCCUACCUGAAUUAACGUGUACGCCGCCAAAUGCAUUUCCGGUUGAUGGACGGCGUUUCUGUGGCCGUUCCCAGUCCGACGAUAAGUGACUUUUAAACCAGUAAGCCGUGGGUUGUCCCGAAUGAAUCUCCUCCAUGAUAUAAUGUGACUUUUUUGUUUUUUCUUCAGUUCUCUCUUUUCCUUUCAUUCCUCACACUUCAGUGUACAUCACCGUCUCAUUGUCGGGAGGAGUGAUUGAUGACCUAAGUGUGCGGAUCGGACGCCGUAGUACGCCCAGGGCUUCAGUACUAAUGCCAGAUGUAUUGGAGGACAGCUGCUGUAUCAGCCACCGGGUAACUUUCUUCUCCACAUCAUUAAUGCAAUGUUAAUCGCUUUCUUCCUCGUUUUGCGAUCACAUACUCCAAGCAAAUUUUAUUGCUUCUUUAUUCCGUGAUUAAAGAUGAAACGAUAAUUGAAAAAUA